Messenger RNA from Closterium sp. Yama58-4, 2406 nucleotides. Lineage: Eukaryota; Viridiplantae; Streptophyta; Zygnematophyceae; Desmidiales; Closteriaceae. The record is from the annotation of a GenBank genome assembly.
AUGAGCUCUCAAGGAUUCUCCCGUUGGUACGACAGCGUGUUCGCCAGGGGUCAAGGCGAAUCUGAAGGGGUCCAGAGCGGUUCUAGAGGGGUCCAGGGUGGUUCUGCGGAACGUCCGACCCAGGCUCACGGUGUGGGCGAGGGUCUUUCCCGUUUGUAUGAAAGCGUGUUCGCAGGGAGCCAAGGCGUGAAGCAGAACGUAGAAAAGCUUGUAGAUAACGUUUUUGAGAGCGAACGAGUGAAGCAAGUGACACAGAACGUAGAGAAGCUCGUCGAUAACGUGUUUGAGAACAAGGGCGUGAAGCAAGUGACACAGAACGUAGAACACCUGGUCGAAACUUUUCGCCACGGGGCUGCCCGGAACAGCAGCAACGCGAAAGAUCUGAAGGAUAUUAGGGAGCUUAAGGAUAUUAAAGACCUAAUGGGUUGCACGUGGUCGGGAUUGGCGGCGAUAUAUGAUGCUGUGAGUAGUGGCGAGGAGGUGAAGGUCAACGGGCGACGGUUUCGCAUCGUGCAGAACCUUGGCGAAGGUGGUUACGCUUUCGUUUACCUUGUUCGCGAGACCGGUAGCAGCCGCAGCAGCGCCGUCGAUGGUGCAGAUGCAUCGUCGGAUCCAGCUGCUGACGUGGAGGCCAGCGGUGAUGACAAGGCCGCGGAACCCAGAGAUUCAGGGGGAAAUGCAGGAUCAGCCGACGAAUCAGACGUUAAGCCGUCUCUUCCAUCCAAGCCGAAACGGAAAUACGUCUCUCCUGACAACACAUAUGCGUUAAAGAAGUUUCUGAUACAGACCAAGGAGCAGCUGCUGCUGGUGAAGGCGGAAAUCGACGUGGCUUCAAAGCUGGACCAUCCCAACUUGCUUCCUCUAGUGGAACACGCUAUAGUAUCAUCCAAGCAGCAGCAGGGCACCAAGGAGGCGUACCUGGUCUUCCCAGUCUACCGGGACGGCACCAUUCACGACCAUGUCGCCUGGAUGGCUCAACCCAAGGGGUCGCAACCCCGCAGAGGCCACCGCUUCUCACCACUUCAAGUGCUCACCAUUAUCAGCCAGGUUGCCUCGGGCCUUGCACACAUGCAUGCGAGCUCGCCCCCUCUAGCCCACAACGACAUCAAGCCAGGGAACAUCCUCAUAGCCUUUGGGGGAGGGCAUGGCGCCACAGGGGGGAUAGGCGGGGGAAUAGCCAUUAUGGACUUUGGCUCCACCACGCCUGCCAGGAGACACAUCACCUCCCGCAACCAGGCCCUGUCCUUGCAGGAAUGGGCGGCGCAGCAUUGUUCAGCGGCGUACAGAGCGCCAGAGUUUUGGGACUGCCCGAGUGAGAUGGAGAUCGAUGAGAGGAGUGACGUGUGGUCGCUGGGAUGCACGCUCUAUACCACCAUGUACGGGCAGUCCCCCUUUGAGUUCUCCCUGGGCGAGUCAGGAGGCAGCUUGCAACUCGCAGAAUCUACCAAGAAGACCUCAGGGUUAUUUACCCUGUCAAUAGUCGCAGCGUGGUACACAAGCAACAUCGGGGUGCUGCUGCUGAAUAAGUUCCUGCUAAGCAACUAUGGCUUUAAGUACCCCAUCUUCCUCACCAUGUGUCACAUGACCGCCUGCUCCCUCUUCAGCUACGUCGCCAUUGUGUGGAUGAAGAUCGUCCCUCUGCAGCCUCUCAAAUCCUCCUCGCAGCUCCUCAGAAUCGUGGCUCUGAGCGCCGUGUUCUGCUUCUCAGUGGUGGGCGGCAACACAUCCCUGCGCUUCAUCCCGGUGUCGUUCAACCAGGCCAUCGGCGCCACCACGCCAUUCUUCACCGCUGUCUUUGCCUACCUCCUCACCUUCAAGCGCGAGGCCGCCCUCACGUAUGCCGCCCUCCUGCCUGUCGUGCUCGGCGUCGUCAUCGCCAGCGGGAGUGAGCCCAGCUUUCACCUCUUUGGCUUCAUCAUUUGUGUAUCAGCAACAGCAGCGCGGGCACUCAAGUCUGUGCUACAGGGCCUGUUGCUGCAAUCUGAUGGCCACCAGCUCAACUCCAUGAACCUGCUCUUCUACAUGGCUCCCAUAGCAGUGCUCCUCCUCCUCCCCGCCACUCUCAUUAUCGAGCCAACCGUGCUCGCCGUUGCCGCCAGUAAAGCACGCCAGGACUGGGGGAUCAUCCCUCUGCUGAUAGUCAACUCCUCCACCGCCUUCUUUGUGAAUCUCACCAACUUUCUGGUUACCCGCUACACGAGCGCGCUCACUCUCCAGGUGCUCGGAAAUGCCAAAGGUGCAGUUGCUGUAGUCGUCUCAAUCCUAAUAUUCCGUAACCCUGUAACACUGUUAGGGAUGAUAGGCUAUGGAAUCACUGUAGCUGGAGUUGUUUUGUAUAGUGAGGCAAAAAAGCGAACGUCGAGAUUGCGCCUCGUCUUCGACAACGGAAAUAAGACAGGACGCUGA